AGUUGCAAUCAAAAUCCAAUUUUGGAUUGUUCGGUUUCGUGUUGGCGACGAAGAAGAAACCCUAAGAAGUAGUUAAAUAAGUCCCUAAUACCUGUUUAUAAAAUCUCAACAAUUCCCUCUGAUUUUGACACCCUUUACGAUCAAUCAAUCAAAUUCCUUGGAACCCUAAUUGUCGUCUCCGAUUCACUUCUCCUGUCGUGUUGGGUAUUGUUUGUUUGUUGUUUUCAUGAGAACCCUGACCAGCCAUGGCCAAAAGUUUGUUCAAGCUUGAGCAUCCCGUGGAGAGGAGAUUAGCUGAAUCUGCUCGCAUAAGGGAGAAGUAUCCUGAUAGGAUUCCUGUGAUUGUGGAGAAGGCGGAAAGGAGUGAUGUUCCUGAUAUUGAUAAGAAAAAAUACCUUGUCCCAGCUGAUUUGUCUGUUGGACAAUUUGUUUAUGUUGUUCGGAAAAUUAUCAAGCUCAGUGCAGAAAAGGCUAUAUUUGUCUUUGUGAACAACACACUUCCUCCUACUGCUGCUUUGAUGUCUGCAAUUUAUGAGGAGAACAAGGAUGAAGAUGGCUUUCUUUACAUGACAUACAGUGGAGAAAACACCUUUGGUUGCUCUGACUAAAAUCAAUGGCAGCAAGCCAUGUAAUUACAAGUUAAGAGCUGUAUAUUCUCAGCUAAUCCCAUUUAAGUCAAAACUCUGAUCUUCAUGUCAAAGAUGAUUUCCGUUACUCUUAUUUGAAUUUUAUGCACAUUAUAUUAUAUUUGUAGUGUCUCUUUUCAGUAGUCACGUUCAGAUUGACAUUAAACGGAUCGUUUCAUAAUUAUUAGUUUUUCUCCAA
This is a messenger RNA of Mangifera indica (mango), 825 nucleotides long. RefSeq names its product autophagy-related protein 8C-like. The record is from RefSeq and is a predicted model, not a curated record. The coding region runs from base 246 to 608 and encodes 120 amino acids. Lineage: Eukaryota; Viridiplantae; Streptophyta; Magnoliopsida; Sapindales; Anacardiaceae. The transcript is spliced from 6 exons. Gene Ontology annotation, biological process: cellular response to nitrogen starvation.